Microcebus murinus (gray mouse lemur) is the source of this 8219-nucleotide messenger RNA. RefSeq names its product transmembrane protein 170B (gene TMEM170B). Gene Ontology annotation, biological process: negative regulation of canonical Wnt signaling pathway. Gene Ontology annotation, cellular component: plasma membrane. NCBI's taxonomy places the organism in Eukaryota, Metazoa, Chordata, Mammalia, Primates, Cheirogaleidae. The record is from RefSeq and is a predicted model, not a curated record.
CCCGCCGCCGCCCCCCGAGCCUCGCAGCCGCCGCCCGGCGCCCGAGGAGAGGGCGGCAGGCGCCCCCCGGGGAAGAUGAAGGCGGAGGGGGGCGACCACUCCAUGAUCAACCUGUCGGUGCAGCAGGUCCUCAGCCUCUGGGCCCACGGGACGGUGCUGAGGAACCUCACGGAGAUGUGGUACUGGAUCUUUCUCUGGGCUCUCUUCUCCUCUCUGUUUGUCCAUGGUGCUGCAGGCGUGUUGAUGUUUGUGAUGCUGCAGAGGCAUAGGCAGGGAAGAGUAAUCUCCCUCAUUGCAGUCAGCAUCGGAUUUCUGGCUUCUGUAACUGGAGCAAUGAUUACCAGUGCCGCGGUGGCGGGCAUUUACCGAGUGGCCGGCAAGAACAUGGCCCCGCUGGAAGCGCUGGUGUGGGGCGUCGGACAGACCGUCCUCACGAUCAUCAUCUCCUUCUCAAGGAUCCUGGCCACGCUUUGAGGUUUCCGUGGGAACGUCCUGCCUCACCCAAGGAAACAGAUGUACAGAUUCCCUGAAAGCGGCAUUGUUAACGAGCAGAAACGACGUUGUGCAAGAACGCGGACCGAGCGGGUCAGAGCUCGAGGAGGAGCUCGAGCGGUGGCGGAAGGUCGCCCUCUGGUGUUCACGCGAUUGCACUACCGCACUGCACCUUACGUGCCUCCGUCCCAGGCAAGGUGCGUUAAGACACUCCGUGAAGCUACACGAAAAAGCACCUUGUUUAGCUGCCUAUCAGGUUAACAUUGGUGUUGAAAUCAUCGUUCUUAACAGUGUUGUGUUAAGUUACAGGGACGUUUUGAGGGAUUGAUAUAUGUGCCAAACUCUUUUCUUUUUGUUAACAUUGAUCAUGUGACAAUUUGCAAGCAUAGCUGUAGAUGAGUGCUGUGAACAUCUUUGACAUGAAUUCAAGUAAUGUAGUAAGAUUUUUGUUUUGUAACGCUAAAUCCCCUAUGAGUGCUAAAUAUGGCAUCAUUUACUAUGAGAGACAUUAUUUGAUUUUUAAUGUUGAGUGUUCUGGGAUUUAGGGCUUUAAUAUGUUUAGGCAUUAUUGUUACUUAAUUUGUGUGGAAAAUAAUAGUCUUCUUCAUGGAAGACUAGCUAAAACUGUUUUAAGGACUCAAAGUAGAUCUAUAGGGUGCAUACUUUUCACUAACUUAAAUAACACCCUUUUAAUAGUUUCCCUCAUGCAUAUUCCAUUUAUAUGAAUUCAAAAACUUUAUGGGUUACACACAUUGAUUGUAGUUUGUGUGCCAUGAAAAUAUAAUUUGGAAAUUUUCUUAUAAAUUUUGUAAGAAAAAAGUCUGAAAUGCAUGUUGCAUCUUUGACCCUUCUAAAGAAAGUUUUGGCCUUGUAUCUCAUCGAGAAAACAUCUUUAUAACUAGUAUCUCAAUGGGAUUAUAUUACUUGUUGCAUAUAUCUUGAUUUUUGAUGAAACAUAAACGAUCUUUCAUUCUGGAGUAUUAACUAUUUUUAGAGAGUGGCCUAAAUUAGGCUCUGGAAAUAAAAAACCUCAUUUGUAGAAAAGUAAUAAGUAAAUUAUAUUGGAACAAUAAUAAACAAUUUUACUAUGGAUAUGUAGUAACAUAAUUUUGCUAAGUAAAAAUUGGGAAUAUAGUAAAUAAUUUUAAAAUUUGGCGGUUAGUCUCAACAUAUCAAUAUAGUACUGAACAUGUAUUUGAAUGAUUUGUUUCAGUUCAGUUCUUGAUUUAUGCUAUUAAGUUAUGAUUUAAGUUUAUUUAAGUUUAUAAGUUAUGAUUUAAGUUUACUAGAAGAAUCUAUGAGGACAUUAAUUAAAAUGGAAAUGUCCUUUGUAUAAAACAUUUUCAGAGGUUUUGGCAAUAUAGUUGUUUGUAAGAGUACAGGAAGGAUAGGGGAAACACACUGCCUGGCCGACUUGGUCUCCUAAUGAGAUUUUUUUGUUACCAGGUGCAGUUAUGAAUGUGCUAACUCAAGCAAAGAGCUAUUGCAGAGAAUAUGAAAUUCAGGACAAUCCAAAAAACAAUCUGGCAACCUAGCCUCGCUGUUUAACCUAAUUUGGUAUAAUAGUGGGCUUCUGUUAGGUCUCAUUCAAAUUUUAGAUCUUUGUUACCCACACUACUUUUUCUCCACCCAAAAUAGGAAAUAUCAACAACUUACCAAUGAGGAGUUGGGAAGGGGGUACUUUUAUAAGUAUAGAAGCCAAUUUGGGGCAAUUUACUAACACUGAGGCUUGGAAAAUUUGUUUUUCUUAAAAAAAAAUAAGCAACUAUGUGUGACUCUUUGAAGUAAAUCUUAAAAUUGAUUCUUUUUAUGAUGUACAAGUCUGAAAUUAUUUUCAUGUGUUCUUUAUAUUCCAGAUGUUUUUACAAAUUAAAUUUAGGCAUAACUUUUCCAUGUUAAUUUGAUUUCUCCUUUUCUAUUAGACUUGAAUUGUGUUUUCCUUUAUUUUGGCUACUCUGUCAAUAAUUUAAAGCAUUGAUAUUCUUGCAGAGGAAUUGCCAGUAAUAUUUAGAAAUUGUUUCAGAUCUACAGAAUGAAUAUUUGUUUUAAAAUACAGUUAUUUUAUGAUUUAAGAAAGUUAUCAUGGUAAGGCAGUAUGGAACACGUGGUUUAUAAUUCAAAAUUAAUCAGAAAAUCACUUGUUUGCAUUAAAUACAUGAAUGUGUGGACCAAAGAGAUUUAAACUCUUGUUUUUACUCUAGAAUGAAAGUAUAAUUGAAUGGUUAAUAGUGUGUAGGGUGUCCUGCAGUUGUCUUAAUUAUCAAAUUACUUUACAUUAUGAAUUGGGUAUGUGUGUGUGUACUUGUAAUUUUAGGGAGUAUUUUUGGUUUCUCUGUGUUUUCAAUUAUUUCCAUUGGGAUUUUGUGCAACUGUCACUCUUGAUGUUUUGAAAUGCAGUUGAAUAGUGUGAAUUUAUGAAAUUGUCUUAAUAGCUAUUUAUAUGCUGAGAUUUUUUAAAAAGUUAGUGGUUUUCCUAUAGAGACAAGAAAUGUUUAAUGAUAUAUAUAUAUACAUACACAUAUAUAUAUCAUUAUAUACAUAUAUGUAGAGCUGCUGUAUAGGAAUUCAGUCUAACUGGAAAGCUUUUGUUCAAUGAACACUUUCAUGUUCGUAGUGGAGAAUUUGAUAUAUAUGUUCAGUUGAAUGAUUUUUUAGAUAGGUUUGAGGAUGUUUGAGAAUUUUGAAUUUAGGGAAAAUUUUCUUGGCUUAAUAGUUAGCUGGAGACCCUUGUUUAGGAUAUAACAAAAACUCUUAUUGAUGUAUCUAGGUUAAACUAUCUUAAAUUUGUAUGUGAUGUAGCAGUAAAUUUUUUUUGUGACAGUGCAGGAAGGAAGGGGGAAAUCCUCUACGGUUGAUAUACCUUUAUUUUAAAAAUGUUCAGUGAAAUAUUGCUGAUAGUGAAAUCUGGUUUCCAAAGAAGGAGCUCCUCCUAUAUGCCCAAACUAAUUAUUAUUUAAUAUACUGGUUAGAUAAGUCCAUAGAUCAGAGUUAGUCAGGGGGCCUCCUAUGAACUACAGAUGUGACUGCCCAGUGGAACAGUUCCAUUGGUUGCCUAGAAUAAAGACAGUCCUAAAUGAUAGCUAUGUUCAGUGCUUGCAGCUUAGUAUUAUUUUAGGUCUUAAUGUUUACCAAACAGUGUUAUAGUUUGUUACCCGAUAUACUUCCUUAGUAUUUCUUACCCAAUAUACUACUACCCAAAACCAUAUAAAGGUCUUGUUUAUACUUUAAAUGAGAGAAAUAAACAAGUAGGUCUGCAUAACUUAAAUAUUUGUGACUUACAUAAGGAAAAGGGGUAAUUUAAAAAUCAAAGAAUGUUGUCAGAAAAGGUCUUUAGUGAACCUCCAAUUAAGAGGAAGAGAGUGGGGCUGCCACAUCAGUGUGCCCAGGCUGACACUCACAUACUAAUUCGAUUUGGUAAACAUUUUUGUGGCUCUACUAUAUACAAAAUGCUAAACCAAAUAUUCCUAUAGUAUGUACAAGAAUGAUCAAGAGAUUCCUGCCUUUGAGUCCUUUGAGAACUAGCAAGAUGAUUUUAAAUCUUAAAAUGGUUGGGAUAACACUUUGCUUCCUGAUUCUAGUUGAAAGUUCAAAUCCUGGGUUUUACUCUCAAAUUCUGAUUUUCCUUGUUCAUUUACUAAUGGAUUUUCUUUUUCUUUUUUUUAAAUGGAUUUUCAACAACUGAGAUACCAUUACUGUGGCAUAGUGAAGAGAAUAUUAGACUCUAAGCCAGCAGUGCAGAUUUGAUUCAGGCUCUGUCACUUGUCAGCUUUUUGAUCUUGAGCAAAUUAUUUAACCUCUUUGAUCUUCAGUUCAUACUUUACAAAAUGUGAUUAAUACUUUAUGUAGUUAUUGUGAGGAUUAUGAGAGAAGUUUUGGGAAUGGCAAAGCAGUAUCUGACAGUAAAUGAUCAAUAGAUGGUCACUAGAAUUUUUCUAAAAAUUUCAAUUUGCAGUACCAAUUGAAUAUAUUGUCUUGUAAAAUUCUCCUAUUUUCUUCCAUUUCCAUAUUUUCUCUACAUAUAUUUUAAGAAGGAAAUAAAACAAUUCUCUAUAGUCUUGCUUCCUUCACCCCCUCUCCACCCCUUUAUUUUUAAGAUCAGCAGAUGUUUAUUGAAGAACCCUUUUGGGAGUUGGUGGUGGUGGAAACGGCCAGGGCAAACAGGAUUAAGUUACGAGUUCUGUUUACCACUGGUUAAAGUAGGAAAAUGAUAGAGGUGGUUAGUGUUUACUAACCUUUACCUCGUGGUACUUCCCUUGGAUUUAUUCACGUACCAUUCAUUGACUCGCCACUGUGCGCAGAUUAUCCUCCUUGUGUUAUGGAGGAUAAUCCUCCUUUCUUCUCCACCCCUGGGCAUCUGGCUCCACAGUGUGGGGCCACAACUGUAGCAAAAUAGAUCUGGGCUCCAGUGUCUACCAAGUCCCUUUCAUGGACCAAAGGCACAUAAGCCCUAGUCCUUAUUUUGUUUGCUUUUUUAAUUUAAAAAGAAGUACUACUAUUCUUAAUUUAAAUCUGUUUUAUAAUUCAGGAAGUAACAAGAUGCUAAGAGCACUUUCUGAAAUAAUUUCAUACUACUUCACUCUUGAUAUUACAUAUUUUUCUUCCAGAAAGUCUUAAUCAAAAUCUCUUCAGUCAUUACUUAAGAUGAGAAGAAUGUGGAAAAUUACUGAAGAAAUUCUAGUGGAUUUAGAUUGCAGAGAAAUUUGCUAACACCCAUUGGGAAUCUAGGUAAAUUACUGUUGCUUUUAAUAAUCAGGGGUGAGAUUCUCAGUGGUAAAAAUGGACUAGUAAUCAAAUGAUCUCAUAAUCUUCCUUAACUUUCGGUCCUUUUUAUAAUAUUUUGGAAGAACACUCCUCAGGGUAAAAAGGACAUCAUUUGAUUAAAAAUUAUAACAUUUCUUAAAUACAUGGUACCAUUUUGUAGCAGAGGGAAGUUUAAAGACAGGAAGAAAUGUUGGAGAGGUAACGCACAAAAAACAAACACAUUUGAUGAAGUACUGAUGUUAUAUGAGCACAGUUUCCCCCUUCUGUUAAGACUAUAAACUGUACCGUAUGAGUAUGUGCAAUGCAUGUUUACAGAAAGCUGUGUUUCUUUAUAUGUGAGACUUCACUGACCAUAAUGCAUUCUGAAAUCAUAUUACAUUUUUGCAUGUGUGUGGUUUGCUCUGCUAACUUAAUGAUCUCCGUUCCAAGUAGAUAAUACAAUGUUGUUAAAGAGGCUGCUGAAUUAGUUAUCUAAAAGUGUACCUGUGAAUUUGUUUGGGGGAAGUAAUACUUAAUGUAUCAAAUUUUCAGUAAAUGUGGAGAUGUACCAGUUAAUACUUUAUUAAAUUAGUGGAAGCACUCAAAUUUCUGAGUGAACUGAGCUAUGAACUAUAAUCACCUCUUCCCCUAAGUUUAGGGGACUCACAUUAACGUUCUCUACAUUCAUUGCACGUGUUGAACUUACAUAAUAAUUCUUUCUUGAUUUUGAGAACUAAUUUAGUAAUUUCUUAAAAAUCUUCCUCCACCUUCCAUACAGAUGUCAUACGUUAAAAACAUAUGUACAGUUUGUUGAUAGAAGCCAAAGUGCUGGUUUAGAAGAGAGUAUUCUUAACACCCAUGGUUAUGCAGCUGUAGUCUUAUGGAAAAAUAAAUACUGUAGGCAAGUCAGGAAAGCAUGAAGCUCUUAAAUUUUUUUUAGAUUAUAUACUGUACCCAAAUAUAUCUACCCUCAAUAGUAACAUGUUUAUUUCCUUUUUCAGAAUGUAUUUAGGUAUGUAACUGAAACUGGAAAGUAGUUUGAAAUAUAGAAAGAGGAACUAUAAUACAUUAUCAUCUGGAUCCCACAACUGUAACACUUUUUCUCUUAAAUAUAAACUGGUUAUUACUAAAAAUCAUCACUUUUUUUUAUAGUCCUGUUUAAAUGAAUGUUAACUUGAGUAUACUAGUGAUGAUGAAAAGUUUCCAUUGUUUUUAAAGUAUUUACACAUCAUUAUUUAAUAUCUUUGAGAUGGAAAAUUUUUAAGAUUUCUCCAUAGAAAGCAAAAUAGAGGCACUUGUUUGAAUAGUGAUAAAAAUGAUUUACUUUCAAUGCUGGAUGAGUUGGUAGUCUAAUUGUUGACACUUAGUAUUUGUGAUAAUGGAUGCAUUUACUAUGGAGGAAUUUUUUAAAGUUUUGGCCCUCCCCAAUACAUAUAUUCAGACAUGAGCUCUAUACACUUAAAUGAAAAGAUAUGAAAUUCCACAGUAUUUUUCAUUUUAGCCAUAUAACUUGGUAAAAUUCAUAUGAUUCUACCAUAAGUAUUAGUCCCUGACCUUAGUCAUCCUUGGACAAGGGGAUCAACUUUAUCUUAAAGUUAACUAGCAAAAUAUGUGGUUAUUUUGAUAGGAAAAAUCGUUUUUCUGAUAGGUUUUUAAGACUCAAUUUCAAAUUGUGUUAACUCUCAGACCACUGAUGAAUCAUUUAGUAAAUCACAGGACAGUUUUUCAAAGCUAAAUGAUGCCUUAGUGCCUUGAAAGUUAAGAUACUUUUGCAAAGUGGAUUUAGUGAGAUUCAGGAUUGGCACCAUGAGUCAACUUGGCGCAUGUCACCUGUUACUGGGAAUUCAGAGUUUAGGAAGAGCAUCACUGAAACAAAUCUUAGCUAUUAGCUUCUUAUGGUUCAGUGUAAAUCAGUUAUUUAACCAUUGACUAUGACAGAUGACAGCUACUUUUGUUAUAUUUUCAUGAUGUGGUAUGUAUUCUUUUUCUCUCUUUUCUCUUUCCAAGUAAGUAUGAAAUGGGGAAAAUGUAGUCAAGAAAAUUAAAUGUAGAAUUUUAAAUUUUAGUUUUGUUGUAUACUAGAGAUUCUAGUGUGAAAGUGUUAGUUUUAUACUGUAGUACAAGGGCAGAUGCUUUAUGUAACCUUUAGAAAUAUGUUUACCAUCAGGGAUUUAUUUUUACUAUAGAAAUACUAAAUGUACUGUGAAGCUUAAAGACAGGAAGAAUAAACAUUGAAGGGGUCAUCCACAAAAACAAAGGCAUAUUUGAUGAAAUACCCUACAUUAUGUGAACACAAUUUUCCCGCUUCUGUUACAACUAUAAACUACACUGUAUGAGUAUGUGUACUGCAUGUUUACAUAAUACAGUUUAAUUUCGAAGGAUUAUUUAAAAAAACUAUGUUUAUAUAUAAUGCCUAACAAGCUGUAAAUAUUGUAUACUAUUGAUUUUUAAUUUUAUAUAAGCAAUUUUUUAUUUCCCAAUUCAUGUACAAAUCUCAUUGUGUAUAUAGCAUAAUUUCCUGGAGAACACAAAUUUUGCAGUGAAUUUUAAGUAUUUUAAUUGCAGUAAGCAUCAGGUUAGCCUUAGAGAUAUUGAUGUUUAUUUUAAAUUAUUUUUCACCAUUCUCAUUUUCUUCAAAGGGCAGCAAUAAACAUACGCAAGUUAUUUUUGAUUAUAGAAAGUUGGUCUACAAAGAUAAGAUCUAGGUUCCAAUACAUUGCUUUAACGAAAAGAUGCACAAUCAAUAUGAUCCAGUGUCUACUCACAGGCCCUUCUCUGAGGGCCACAUGUGGCUCUCCUCUUUGUAAUAUACAGGGUGAACUCUCUACUGAUACACACAAAACAGCUGUUAAAAGUGAAUCCAGCACUGAAUUGUCAUUACACAGAAUUUAUUGGAUUAAAAAUUUGUAAUAUACAGUAUUUUAAUAAAGUUUCUGUAUUCAAUUUCAUGCACUUAUAUAUAAAUAAACCUGUCUUUAAAAGCUUUA